AAGCUUUUCUUGAAGUACUUGAAGACUUUCAAGAGUUAACAACAAUAUUGAGUGAUGCUAAAUAUCCAACUCUUAAUUUAAUUUAUCCACAUGUUAAAUCCAUUUUUGAAGAAUUGGAAAUUUUGAAUGUCUUGAAUGAUUUGAAUAUUGAUUUGACUGUCAACAAAAUUUCUAUUCCAGUUUUGAACAACAAUACAAAUACGAUUUUUAACGAAUUACCUAAUUUUGAAUUGCAAAAAACUGAUGAUAUUGAAAUUAAUGACUAUCAAGAAACACCAAUUGGUUCAAAGAAAAAGAAAAGGCUCGAUCUCAACAUAUCACAAAGAACAGAAGAAAUGCUAAAUCAAAUAAAAAAAGAACUUUACCAGUCUCUUAAACAAUAUUGGCAAUUUGACAACGAGUUGUCUCUUGUAAGUUGUUUGUUAGAUCCUUGUGUUAAAAAUCUAGAAUUUUUAACCUCUGCACAACAAAUCGAAAUAUGGAAUUUAAUUCAAAAUAUUUAUAAUGCUAAAUUACAAAUUAUUCUAAUUUUCAACUCUCUCAUAACAAAUAAUCAAUCAAACGAAAAUACUCAAGAAUUUGACAAAAACAGCAAUCGAUACCGCCAAAAAAAAAAACUUAGUGACAAAGUGUAUAAGAUAACCCCCAGUAAUAUUUCAUUUAUAAAUGAUGAAAUUACCCAAUAUGAUAAUAUGUGUCAAGUAAUGCAUGAG
Molecule: messenger RNA, 713 nt
Organism: Acaulospora morrowiae
Lineage: Eukaryota; Fungi; Glomeromycota; Glomeromycetes; Diversisporales; Acaulosporaceae
Source: the annotation of a GenBank genome assembly